UUUAGCCGCGGUCGGGGGCAAAGUAUGGUGAAAUCGAAAAUUACAAAGUGCGCGAAGAAAUAGUUAGCUGGAUGUUUUUGAAUAUUAUAAAAUUUCGUGAAAAUACUUAGUUUAUAAGAUUCUGUUAGCAACAUUAGCAUUUGUUGAGCCUUUGAGCACUUUAAUUGACUCCAAAUUAGGACAUUUAGUAAUCGUAAACGUUGUUCUCUGCGUCUGUUUAUACACGGCGGCGUGCAUUGCAUUGUGGGACAGCAAUGGUGGGCGCGUGAUUUUGAACAAAUUCGAGUUAUCAAGGUUCUAAGCAGGCCCAAUGAAUGACUCCAUCGUAGGCCCCUUUAAUCCAUAACAAUCAAAAUUCUGGACAAUCGAAUGUGUUAUUAAAUUCAAAUUCAAUAACAAAUCAAAAAUAUUAAUUUUUUGGAAGGAGACUUUAGAAAAGUCUAUCUACAAUGGCUACAAAUAAAUCGUCAGAGUCAGAGGCUCUGGUAGAAACCAUCAGCCUGGGUGACAAUGAAUUGGGUACCUUGAGUCUUUCUCAAAACUCUGAGCAGUAUUCUUCAAGUGACUAUGAAGCUUUUGCAAGUAUAGAAGCUGAGUUAGACUGCAUGAAUGCUGAAGAAGUAACAACAACAGAAGAAGAGAUAAUAACUCUCGAAGAACAUGUUGAAACUGAAAUUAUAGGACCUGAUAUAGAGAUGACUGAUGUUUCUGAAGAGAAAACUAAACGUUUAACUUAUUCGACUGCUAAUCAAAGCAAUCAAAAUGUGGUUUUUCAAACAAAACCAACGUUACAAAAAGUUCCAAUAUCAGCUGUACAGAUAAAACCUGCAAUGACUCAACCAACACAAACUCAGUCUAUCAUGAUUGUUUCACCAGCUGGAGGACAAGGAACUAGCCAGAUACUAAAAAUUUCUCAUCCACCAUCAGCAUCACCAGGUCAAUUACAAUCUAUUGCUCAUUCUUUAAUCACAGCCAAGUCGGCUGAAGGAAAUAUCGUUCAUUUACGAUCUGCUCAACCUGGAAAACCUCAUGUAGCUACAUGUCAAUCUAGUAAUAUUACUUUGAGUAAUGUUCAACCAGCAAAAGGAGCACAAGUCACACAAAAACGACCGGCUCAAGCCAACCAGCACAAUAAAAAUGUUUAUACAAAAAUGAUAUUAACUAGUGGUCAGACCCAAACAGGUCAAGAAGUUCUAAUAGCAUCUACGCAAGAUAGCUCACAAAAUCAGACAAUAAAAAUAGUUAGUUCGAGUUGUCCUGCUAUCACGAGCUCGACAAAAUCAAUUUCUUUCUCUCAAGCACAUCAAUUGGGACUCCUUGGUUCGAAUAAAGUUCAGCAGUAUCUCCCAUCGACUCCACAGAAAACUCAAUCGGGAAUUAUUGUUAACAAAUUAGUGCAAUCACCUACAUCACAGCCACCCAAAUUAACAUUAAUUCCGUCAAGUUCUAUGAAAUCUCCAGCAAAGAUACUUCCAGCUCCAGCAUCAGGAACACAGGUUAAAUCAUCACCUAUUGUCAAUUCUCAAGCUUCUGGAUUUUCAACUACUCCGAAAACAACUCAACAAAAUGCUCAAAAGGUUAUCAUUCGUCAAAGUGCUUUAAAACCUGGUACGGUACUGGGAAGUGGACAGAUUAUCAGGAUACCAACAAAUCAGAAUAUUGUUGGAUCUAAUCAAGUUCAUCAGAUUCAAGUGCCUGGUCGACAGGUUCAAUAUGUUAGAUUAGUAAGUACACCAUCUACAGGAACAUCUAAUGUCGUUACAGUGGGUAAACCUAAAACUCCAGCUUUGCACACGGUUGGAGUUGCUCAAAAAAUUUCGGGACCCCAACAAAUUGUUAAAGUUGUUCCUCUUAAUACAAGUGGGCAAUCUUUAAGAACUGUGGCACCUAAAACGGCUAUUUCGACACCUACUGGAAACCAGCGAUUGUUAAUUCCUGCUACUGCUAAUUCUCCAAAGAGUGCAGUUGCAAUACCAGCUUCAGCUUUAAGUCAGUUAGCUUCUGGCCAAGCUGUGUUGUCUACGAAUUCCAACGUUGGAAAUAUUGUUGUAUUGCCUGCACAAUACAUUCAGCAAUCACAGCAGAAUGUUGACGAGCCAAAAUCUAAAUCACAAUCAUCAACCCCAAGUCUUUCAAGUUCACAAUCGUCACAAAUUUCUACUUCUAACUUAUCUACGAUAACGAUCGCUGAAACCCCGAAAAAAUCACACAAUUCGAAUAUUGAACCAAAUGGAAUUAGACCACGAAAACCUUGCAAUUGUACAAAGUCACACUGUCUUAAACUAUAUUGCGACUGCUUUGCAAAUGGAGAAUUCUGCCAUAUGUGUAAUUGUAACAAUUGUUCGAAUAAUCUCGGCAAUGAAGAGGAAAGACAACGAGCAAUAAAAUCAUGCUUGGAACGUAAUCCUAAUGCUUUCCGACCGAAAAUUGGGAAAGGUCGAGAAUUAGGUGAUGACACAAGAAGACACAAUAAAGGAUGUAACUGCAAACGUAGUGGUUGUUUGAAAAAUUAUUGUGAAUGUUAUGAGGCGAAAAUUCCUUGCUCGGGUAAUUGUAAAUGUAUAGGAUGCAGAAAUGUAGAAGAAUCAGUUAUAGAGAAGAAGUCAUUGAAGGAUCUUGCAGAUGCUAUUGAAGUUAGAACAUCACAGUUAAAUUUGAGCAAAUCUAAAAAUCAACAACCAACCGAAAUGAAUUUCCGAAUUCCUGCUGCAUCAAAUACUGGCACAAGGCAACCUUUCAAUUUCUUGACUGAUAAAGUCGUGGAAAUCACGUGUCAGUGUUUAAUGGCACAAGCUGAAGAUGCUGAAAAGAAUAUGUUCGACGAAGAAACAUCUCAACGACUGAUAAUCGAAGAAUUCGGUAGGUGUUUGAAAGAGAUCAUUGAGUCAGCUUACAAAGCAGAAUCUGCUAGUACAUAGCAGGAGUAUUCUCAUUAAUUAUAUCUAUUGAGAUAAGCUUAAAAAUAAUAUUAGAGAAUCGUGAAUUCAUAAAUUAGCAACCUUUGUACAAUUUAUAAAUAAAAAUGAUAUUGGAGUGAA
Chelonus insularis is the source of this 3038-nucleotide messenger RNA. Its product is annotated as protein lin-54 homolog. Gene Ontology annotation, biological process: regulation of DNA-templated transcription. The record is from RefSeq and is a predicted model, not a curated record. Bases 450 to 2918 code for a protein of 822 amino acids. The transcript is spliced from 8 exons. NCBI's taxonomy places the organism in Eukaryota, Metazoa, Arthropoda, Insecta, Hymenoptera, Braconidae. Gene Ontology annotation, cellular component: nucleus.